AUGUUCACAGCUUCAUUCUCCCUUAAACCCUCUUCUUCUUCCUUCUCUUCCUCCUCCACCUCCAUCACCACCACCCCCUUCCUCCCCAAAUUCCUCUCCCUCCCUUUCUCCCCUCUCCACCCGUCGCCACGUGUCUAUCCCCCUUUCCACUCCCUCCACUCCAACACCCUCCCCCUCCCCUCAAACAAAAGAAAGAAAAAGAAAAAACCAUACGGUGGCGCUUUGCCCUCCCUCCUCCGCUCCCUCAACACCGCCGCGGACGUGACCCUCGCCCUCGAGUCCCUCCCCGACGCCCCCUCCCUCUCCCCCAAAGAAAUCACCGUCAUCCUCCGCGAACAGUCCUCCAAGUGGCAGCGUGCGGCCAAGGCCUUCGAGUGGUUCAGGUCCCAAACGUGGUACACCCACAAUGCCAUUCACUACAACGUGGUCCUCAGAGCCCUCGGCAGGGCCCAGCAGUGGGACCUCCUGCGCCUCUGCUGGCUCGACAUGGCUAAAAACGGCGUCUUGCCCACAAACAACACCUACAGCAUGCUCGUUGAUGUGUACGGGAAAGCGGGUCUUGUCCAAGAAGCGCUUUUGUGGAUUAGGCACAUGAGGGUGAGAGGCUUCUUCCCUGAUGAGGUUACUAUGUGUACAGUUGUUAAGGUGUUAAAGGAUGUGGGGGAGUUUGAUAGGGCUCAUAGGUUUUACAAGGGAUGGUGUGAUGGGAGGGUUGAGUUGGAUGAUCUUGAUUUGAAUUUAGAUAGUUCUUUGGGUGCUAAUGGUAGUGGUAGUAGUACUAAUGGGUCUGCAUCAAUGUCAAUUAGUUUCAAGCAGUUUCUCUCCACUGAGUUGUUUAAGAUUGGUGGAAGAGUGUCUGCUUCUUCUCAUGUAGCACAUUCAAAUUUGUCGAAUGUGCCACAGAAGCCGCGACUCUCUUCUACCUAUAAUGUGUUGAUAGAUUUGUAUGGGAAAGCGGGGCGGCUGAACGAUGCGGCUGAGGUUUUUGAGGAGAUGUUGAAGGAGGGUGUGGCGGUGGAUGUCUGGACUUUUAAUACCAUGAUAUUUAUUUGUGGGAGUCGUGGUGAUUUGGUGGAGGCGGAGGCUUUGCUUGGGAUGAUGGAGGAGAAAGGGGUGGCGCCGGAUACCAAGACUUACAACAUUUUUUUGUCUUUGUAUGCUGAAGUUGGGGAUGUUGAUGCUGCGGUUUCUUGUUACAGGAAGAUUAGGGAGGCUGGUUUGUGUCCGGAUGAGGUGACUUACCGAGCUCUUCUUGGUGUGUUGUGCAAAAAGAAUAUGGUUCAGGAUGUGGAAAAUUUGAUUGAUGAAAUGGAGAGGGAUUUUGUGGGUGUUGAUGAGCAUUCACUUCCGGGAAUUGUGGAGAUGUAUGUUUGUGAGGGGGAUGUUGAUAAAGUGUAUGAGCUGCUGAAGAAGUUUCAAAUGAAUGGGGAGAUGUCAUCGAAAAUUCGGGCAGCAGUUAUGGAUAUAUUUGCUGAGAGAGGACUUUGGGAGGAAGCGGAGAAUAUGUUUUAUGGAGAAAGGAAAUUGGCAGGUUGGAAAAGGGAUGUUUUAGAGUGCAAUGUCAUGAUCAAAGCGUAUGGCAAAGCGGAACUUUAUGACAAGGCUAUUUCUCUCUUUAAGGGAAUGAAAAAUCACGGGACUUGGCCUAAUGAAAGCACGUAUAAUUCUCUUGUUCAAAUGUUGUCUGGUGGCGAUUUAGUGGACCAAGCAAUGGACCUUAUGCAUGAAAUGCAGGAAUUGGGAUUUAAGCCACCUUGUCAAACGUUUUCUGCUAUUAUUGGAUGUUAUGCUCGCCUUGGUCAGCUUUCUGAUGCCGUUAGCGUGUGCCGGGAUAUGAUAAGAGUUGGAGUAAAACCAAAUGAGGUUGUGUAUGGUUCUUUAAUAAAUGGAUAUGCAGAACAUGGUAGUCUUGAAGAGGCACUUCGAUACUUCUACAUGAUGGAAGAAUCUGGAUUAGCAGCGAAUUUAGUUGUGUUAACAUCCUUACUAAAGUCUUAUUGUAAGGAUGGAAAUCUGGAAGGAGCAAAAGCCAUCUAUGAACGGAUGAAGAACCUGGAAGGUGGUCUUGAUUUAGUUGCAUGCAAUAGUAUGAUUGGCCUCUUUGCGGAUCUUGGCUUGGUUUCUGAAGCCAAGUUAGCAUUUGAAAAUUUGAGAGAAAUGGGCCGAGCUGAUGCAGUUUCCUAUGCAACAAUCAUGUAUCUUUAUAAGGACGUGGGGAUGAUGGACAAAGCCAUUGAGAUUGCGGAGGAGAUGAAACAGUCCGGUUUACUGAAGGAUUGUGUUUCAUUUAAUAAGGUACUGGUGUGUUAUGCUGCCAAUUGCCAAUUCUAUGAAUGUGGUGAAUUAGUACAUGAGAUGAUAUAUCAGAAGCUUUUGCCAAACGAUGGAACUUUUAAAGUGUUAUUCACUAUAUUAAAGAAGGGAGGGAUUCCCAAUGAAGCAGUGGCACAAUUAGAGUCAUCUUACCUGGAGGGGAAACCUUAUGCUCGCCAAGCCACCUUCACUGCUUUGUACUCGUUAGUUGGCAUGCAUACUUUGGCACUUGAAUCUGCUCAAACAUUCAUUGAAUCUGAGGUUGAACUUGACUCCUCUGCCUAUAAUGUGGCAAUCUAUGCAUAUGGUUCAGCUGGAGAUAUCAACAAGGCCUUGAAUAUAUAUAUGAAAAUGCGGGAUAAGCAAGUGGAACCUGACCUUGCAACAUAUAUAUAUCUGGUAGGUUGUUAUGGAAAAGCUGGCAUGGUGGAAGGUGUUAAACGGGUUUAUAGCCAAUUAGAAUAUGGAGAGAUUGAGUCAAGUGAGUCUUUGUUCAAGGCUAUUAUAGACGCCUAUAAAAUUUGCAACAGAAAGGAUCUUGCCGAGUUAGUUAGCCAAGAAAUGAGAUUUGCAUUGAACUCAGAAAAACAUCCUGAAAUUGGAAGUGAAGGUGAAUAUGAAGUUGGAAGUGAAGGUGAAUAUGAAGUUGGAAGUGAAGAUGAAUAUGAAGUUGGAAGUGAAGAUGAUUAUGGCUAA
Sphenostylis stenocarpa is the source of this 3009-nucleotide messenger RNA. NCBI's taxonomy places the organism in Eukaryota, Viridiplantae, Streptophyta, Magnoliopsida, Fabales, Fabaceae. The record is from the annotation of a GenBank genome assembly.